AUGUAUGCUGCAACUUGCAAGGUGCUUGAUUAUCUUAGUGGUCAUUCUCCAAAUGUAAGAACUCGGUCUGAAGUGGGUGAUGUGCUUUGUCAAGCCCUUCAGAAAAAAUUUGAAGACAUCUUAACUGUUAUGAGAUUUGUCCAUACUACAAAAAUCAUCAUUCAAGAAUUGAGAGAAGAUAGCUGGGAAGAAUUUCUUCAAGAGGUGAAUUGUUUUUGUUCAAAAAAUGAUAUACAUAUACCUGACUUUCAUAGCUCAUACAUGGUUGGUCAUUCUCAUGGUCGUGAGUAUCCUACCAUCAAACAUCAUUACCACUUCAAUAUUUUUAAUGCAGCCAUAGAUUUUCUAAUGAUGAAGUUAGAUACAAGAUUUAAUGAGACAUCAUUAGAACUCCUUUCUCUCGGUGUGGCAUUGGAUCCGAAAAAUUCUUUUGAAUCAUUUAACAUGGAUAAUAUUUGCAAGCUUGCAGAGAAAUUUUAUCCUCAAGAUUUUACACAGCAAGAUAUUUAUAAUUUGAAAGUUGAGUUGCAACAUUAUCGGCAUGAUGUGAUUUCUGAGCCUCGAUUUCAAGUAUCUACGCUUUUUGAUUUAUGUCAAGAAUUGGUUGCAAAUAGAAGAUCGGAGAGUUACAUCAAUUUGACUAAAUUGAUUCGUCUAGUAUUGACACUUCCUGUUUCAACGACUACCGUAGAGCGAGCAUUUUCUGCAAUGAAACGUGUGAAGAUGGAAAUUCGUAACAAAAUGGAAGAUGGUUUUCUUGCUGAUUAUGUGAAUGGAAAGAUGAAGCCAAAGGUGCCAGCAUGUGAAGGUGAACAAUGUGUUCCAUGGGAUUUGAUUGGUGUGCGCUGUCUGAUUGAGACGGUUUUGAGCCAAGUGAGGAUAUCCUCUGGGGGUUGUUGGGUGAAAUUGUGGAGUCAAGAAUCCGUUCGUCAAUAUGGGAAUUCAUAG
Olea europaea var. sylvestris is the source of this 948-nucleotide messenger RNA. RefSeq lists its product as uncharacterized. The record is from RefSeq and is a predicted model, not a curated record. Gene Ontology annotation, molecular function: protein dimerization activity. The transcript has 3 exons. Lineage: Eukaryota; Viridiplantae; Streptophyta; Magnoliopsida; Lamiales; Oleaceae. The coding region runs from base 1 to 948 and encodes 315 amino acids.